GCACUGGUGAAGUACUCAAACAUCCCAGGAAUUCAAAGCAACUAGGAACAAGCGACCUCGGCACAACGAGGACAUUUUUGUUUUAGUUGAACCCUCGUCCUUGUCGCCGAGAAAGGUGAACGAAGUCUCGUUUACUGUCUGAAUAAGGAAAGUAUUUUGGACUUCGACUUGCUGCUACAUUGCGUGCAGAUGUGAAGUCAGACAGUAGCUGCCAUCCUCUGCUGAAACCCCGGACUGAGUGCCACCCUCUUCAUCUCCUUCAUUGUCAUUAUACAUGCACUUACAUGAAGAGAGGCGAGAAACCCGAAGGAUACAGGCAGAUGAGACCCAAAACAUUUCCCACCAGUAACUACAGCGGCAACAGCCAACAAAUGCUGCAGGAAAUACGGAACAGUCUCCGCAACUUGUCCAAACCCUCUGACCCCCCUAAAGCGGACUUUAGUGGACCUGUGAAAAUGCCUCCUGAGGACUCAAGGCAACAGGGGCGCAGCAGCAACCCCAAAAAACACCAGCACCACAAAGCCUUACAGGAGAUCCGCAAAUCUCUGUUGCCUUUUGCUAAUGAGCCUGCUUCAGGCCCUGAGGUGCACAAACACAUGACGCUGGAACCCCCCUGUCCCGGGUAUGAGGAGAGCAACAGUCGCAGCAUGGGAGCAGUCAUAGACUACAUGGGAAAGGUGACCUACCAAGAACCGGUGAGGGAGCAGAUGGGCAUGGCCAAUCCCAACACCACAGGUCUGAAAGCCCCAGGAGCCCCUCAUAUCCAGCAGGGUGUGCUGAGGAGGCCAAGCUGGAAAGGGUCAAAGGAGUCUUUGGCCCCUCGACACAGUCAUCUCAUGGGGGAUGGAAUGCUGUACCGCUCGGACAGCCCUGGACCACCUCCUGCCUUCCCACAGGGUCACCCUGCCAACAGCCAGAGGGUCAAUCCCCCGCUGAUGCCCCAGGUGCGCAGCGUCACACCUCCACCAAACAGAGGUGCAAUGCCUCCUCCACCCUCCUGGGACAGCAAUCCAUCAACCAAGCGUUACUCUGGCAACAUUGAUUACCAUGUGCCCCGCAUAUCUCCUGUCCCACAAGGGGCGUGGCCUGAUAGGAUCAGCCCGGUGCCUGUGAACCAUCAGCCCAUCAUAAUGCAAAGUUCUGGGGGGAAUAAGUUUACCUUUCCAUCCAGCUGGUCUCAGAAUGGCUCCCCUCAGCCAGAGUACAUGUCAGGGGGCAGCAGACAGCCUCCUCCACCAUACCCGGUCAACCAGAGCAGCAGGCACAGUCCCACUGACCAGCAGAUGCAGUCAGGAGGACCUGCAUCCUCCCCCUCUUAUGUCAACGGGGGAAACGUCCCUCAGUCCAUGCUGGUUCCUAACAGGAACAGUCACAACCUGGACAUGUAUAACCUAGGUCCUCCUCAGUCCUGGUCCCAGGCUCCCAUGACCUCCAACCACCCUCAGUCUUCCCCUGGUAACAGUAGCAACCAAGACCUGUCCCCAUCUUGGCAGCACAACAUGCCAGUCCGCUCCAACUCCUUCAGUAACCACCAACUGAACGGCAGAGCGGCUCACCCAGCCAGCUCUCAACCCUCUGCCACCACCCUCACCGCCAUCACCCAGGUGCCCAUCCUGCAGCCCGUCAAAAGCAUGCGAGUCCAGAAACCUGAGUUACACACCGCUGUGGCUCCCACACACCCCCCAUGGCUGCAUCAGGCUCCACCCACUCAGGCUGCACCUGCUUACCAAGAACCCCCGCCCCCCGUGUCUCAGAUCCCUGUUGUAGCGGAAGUCCCCAGCUACCAGGGCCCUCCUCCGCCGUAUCCUAAGCAUCUUCUCCAGCAGCAGGCCACACCCAGCCCUCCCGCCUACGACCCGGGUGCCAACAAGCUCGGCAUAGGCAGAGAGGAGUCCGCCGAAGAGGAGAGCGGCGGCGGAGGCAGCGAAAGCUCCAGAGACAAGCCGACAGAGAGCCCCGACAGCACCGCAGCGACAGAGAAGGAGAACAAGCAGAUCACGACAUCGCCUGUGCCUGUCCGCCGUAACAAGAAAGACGAAGAAAGGAGAGGGGAGUCUGGGAGAAUAGCGCUGUACUCCCCCCAGGCCUUCAAGUUCUUUAUGGAGCAACAUGUGGAGAACAUACUGAAGAACCAUCAGCAGAGGAUUCGGAGGAGGAAGCAGCUGGAGAGUGAGAUGCAGCGGGUGGGUUUAUCAUCAGAAGCUCAGGAGCAGAUGCGUAUGAUGCUCUGUCAGAAAGAGUCCAACUACAUCCGGUUAAAGCGAGCCAAGAUGGACAAAUCCAUGUUCAAACGAAUCAAGACCCUCGGUAUCGGAGCCUUCGGCGAGGUCUGCCUGGCCAGAAAAGAGGACACCGGAGCGCUGUACGCCAUGAAGACGCUGCGCAAGAAAGACGUCCUGCUCAGGAACCAGGUGGCCCACGUGAAGGCGGAGAGGGACAUCCUUGCUGAGGCCGACAACGAGUGGGUGGUCCGUCUCUACUACUCCUUCCAAAACAAGGACAACUUGUACUUCGUCAUGGAGUACAUACCCGGAGGGGACAUGAUGAGCCUUCUGAUCCGGCUCGGUAUCUUCAAAGAAGAGCUGGCUCAGUUUUACAUCGCAGAGCUCACUUGUGCCGUGGAGAGCGUCCACAAGAUGGGCUUCAUCCACCGAGACAUUAAGCCGGAUAACAUCCUCAUAGACAGAGACGGACACAUAAAGCUGACUGACUUUGGUCUGUGCACUGGCUUCCGCUGGACGCAUGACUCCAAGUAUUACCAGAGUGGUGACCAUGUGAGACAGGACAGCAUGGACUUCAGUAAGGAAUGGGAGGAUCCAACAAACUGCCGCUGCACAGACCGUCUGAAGCCUCUGGAGAGGAGGAAGGCCCGGCAACACCAGAGGUGUUUGGCACAUUCACUGGUGGGGACACCCAACUAUAUCGCACCUGAGGUGCUGCUUCGAACAGGGUACACCCAGCUCUGUGAUUGGUGGAGUGUUGGUGUGAUCUUAUACGAAAUGGUAGUCGGACAGCCUCCCUUCUUAGCGACCACACCCCUGGAGACGCAGCUGAAGGUGAUAAACUGGAAGAGCACGCUGCACAUUCCCCCGCCGGCCAAGCUCACCGCUGAGGCGUCAGAUCUCAUCGUCAAGCUGUGCCGCGGCCCCGAAGACCGCCUCGGCAAGAACGGCGCGGACGAAAUCAAAGCUCACCCUUUCUUUGGGAGCAUUGACUUCUCCAGCGAUCUGAGGCAGCAGGUGGCGCCGUACAUCCCCACCAUCGCUCACUCCACGGACACAUCCAACUUUGACCCCGUGGACCCGGACAAGCUGUGGAGCAGUGACAGCGACGGCGAAGACAACCACAACGACACCCUCAACGGCUGGUUCCGCAACGGCAAACACCCCGAACACGCCUUCUACGAGUUCACCUUCCGCCGCUUCUUCGACGACAACGGACACCCGUACAGCUGCCCCAAACCCAUCGGGUACGAGGACUUUAACGAGGACGAGGCGGACUCGGAGGGCGCCGUGCAGGAGGCAGCCAGCAGCUCAGCCAAUCAGAGUAGAGAUCAGGUGUACGUGUAGCAACCGGGGCUGGUGUCGCUGCUUGUACAUACAGAGCGGAGCGUGUUUGUGUGUGUGAAGGGGAUUACAAACCUACAGCAAUUAACUCUUGAACGUAGGAGAGUAUGAUUUUCAGAGCAGCUAAAAACUGCAGCAUGACAACAGACUCACACUAAGAGAGGAGUCACUUCUUCAAGUUCAGAUCUGACUUGAUUAGACUAGUAAAAGGGGGAAAGCAGCUAGCACGUCUACAAUAGCAACCUGCCUUCUAGCUCCUCUAAGUUCACUAAUAGAUAGUUUUGCCAUGCCUACAUGUACCAUGAUGCAUUGUGUGUGAGCAUGUGCAGCCUCUGCCUCGCUCUGCUUCAUUUCUGGAGCUAGGUGGUGUGCCUGAAAUGCACAUGGCUGAUUAUAAGAGUCAGCCUAAACACUGUAACAUGUGUCCUCGUGUGUAAUACUCUAUGCACUCAGACUUUGGGAUGCAAUCUUUACUGUAGUAAGAAUGGUGAUACAGUGGAGUCUCUCCCAGCCUUCACACCUGCGAGUAGGGUUGCAAAGGGGUGGAAAAUUUCCAUGGGAAGUUAAGCUAGGGGAUUUUGGAAAUAUUCCAAAUUGAAAACUUUUUAAUUAAUGGGAAUUUAUGGGAAUUAACUUGGAAUUGAGGGUAAUUUAAUUGAAAGGUAUCAUAUCCAAGCAGAACUUUGUUUUGUUAUAAGCAGACAUCCAUCCAAAAUGAUACAGUUAAAACAGAUUUAUUUGUAAGUAGAACUUUAUCAAAUGUUAAAAAAUUUAUUGAACAACCAAUUCUUUCAUUGAAGACCAAAAACAUGAAUGUUGAGUUAAAUAUUACUCAUCCUCCCGACCCAACCCAUUCAAAAAUUAACAAAAAUGCAAUCCCAACAAAGUCCCAUUCAAAUGUUAAAUGAAAAGAGCCACUCUCCCUCCAAAAAAGUCCCAUUCAACAUACAAAUAAAAAAGCAUCUUCCCUAAAGCUUCUCAAGCCUUCUCUUCCUCAUCAGUGUCACUGUCCAGCCUGGUUGAAAUCUGGUUGUUUUAGUAAGGAUUAUGCUAAAAUAUAUUUUCCCCAACUAUAUUUAAGUUCCCUAUUAAGAGGCAGCCUUCAAUUUAGUAAAUUCCUGAUUUAUUCCCAUGGAAAUUUUCCAACUUUGAAAGUUCUCUGAAUUUUGCAACCCUACCUGCGAGUCGAGGAAUAGGAGUCCUUAUGAUUUUGGUUUUGUGUGGAUCAAACAAAUAAGACAAAUGUGGAAGUAAUAAUCUUCUUGAAGGUUUUUUAUUAUGACCUUUAAGUCUGGCAAGCAUCCAGUCUUGAGACUGAGUUAAACUACCCUGCUUCAUGACCACACAGACUUUAGUGAAUGGUCUCAAUUUGCUCCUGAAACUGCAGGUUAGAAAGCACUGAAGCAGUCUUGUAUAUAAAAGCUACACUGUAGGUGACGUGCUGCAGAAUCCGGUCGCUCUUUUUGACGACAUGUCGUAAACCCUCUUCGAAGCCUUAAUUUAUUACAGAAAAAGGUACCUGGUGAUGCUAGCGUAGAUGCUGUUUGAAUGUGGGGAUUUCUCUUGUUUGAUUUACAUUUAUCAGUUUAAAAAAAUCACUUUAAUUUAUAUUUUAAUGUCUGUUGAAUGGGGGGAUAUUUAGCGUUGCAACUCUUAGAAACGUGCAGGGAUAAAUUUGCUCUAAUUUUUCAUUGCUGUGCCUUUUUUUGAUUUUCUUCUUCAUCUUUCACCAAAUAUAAAGAGGGUUAAUAAUCAGAUUUGAAAUGAGUGUAGCAUUAGCUGAUUGAACUACAGUAGAAUGUUGUUGUUUUAUUUUUCUAAUUUAUACCUAAAUGUAUUUAUAAAUUAAGUUGUAAACAGUGAUGUAAAUAUUUUCUGCUCCCUGUCUGCUGAUUGAUAUUUUCUUAGGGCAGGCCCUCGUCAGUGUCCACUGCUGCUGCCUAAUGUUCACAUGUUGUGUCUCUUAAACCUGUAAAACACAAGCAACACUAACGUACACACGUCUGGGUAGAUGAUUUCUGUUUUUAUAACUCAACCAAAGCACUACAUAGAUUCUUUUCUUUUGCAAUAACCCACAUUUAGGAAGAAAUAUAUAAAACACAGUUUUUUUUAUUAUCACUAUCAAGCAGCCUUCCUUUAAGGCACCUAACCACUUCAUCAGACUUUAAACACACUUCCUUUAAAGUCAUAUUUCUUUGAGAAACACUACAGCUGCCUGUCAUGUGUUGACUUCCUGUGCCUCUGUAUGUACUGAUUUGAAAUAUAAAAACUGUAUGAUGGACUGACGGUGAAGAGGAGACUUCUCUCUAUCACACAUCAUGAGGAUUUUGUAUCAGCUGUACUUUUUCUUUGUGUUUUUAGGAAGAUCUCUGAAUGUAGUUACGGACUUAAUCAGCGACCACUGGCAUUCUGCACUGGUUUUGUGUUUUCAUUGUAAGAGAGAGAAUUUUUAUUUUUGUGUACAUUGUUUGGGUACAGGGAAGAGGGUGAGAAAUAAAGAAUGUAAGGAACAAAUCAUGUUUUACACACACA
Messenger RNA from Notolabrus celidotus (New Zealand spotty), 6098 nucleotides. RefSeq names its product large tumor suppressor kinase 1 (gene lats1). Lineage: Eukaryota; Metazoa; Chordata; Actinopteri; Labriformes; Labridae. The coding region runs from base 285 to 3569 and encodes 1094 amino acids. Gene Ontology annotation, biological process: hippo signaling; G1/S transition of mitotic cell cycle; positive regulation of apoptotic process. Gene Ontology annotation, molecular function: ATP binding; protein serine/threonine kinase activity. The transcript is spliced from 9 exons. The record is from RefSeq and is a predicted model, not a curated record.